This is a messenger RNA of Acanthamoeba castellanii str. Neff, 1881 nucleotides long. RefSeq lists its product as uncharacterized. The transcript has 6 exons. The record is from RefSeq and is a predicted model, not a curated record. Lineage: Eukaryota; Discosea; Longamoebia; Acanthamoebidae. The coding region runs from base 1 to 1881 and encodes 626 amino acids.
AUGCAGGACGUCAAGAGACCCCUCUCGCCCUCCCACUACGCGGACCCACUCAGCUGUGCACCAUCGCCACCCCCCUGCCAGGUCUCCGCUGCAAGGAGGGCGGGCACCAAGACCAAGGCCACGCGAACGAGAGCUUCAUGCGAACGAGACCCGGCCCCGCGCAAGAAGCCAAAGCUGGCGCCGACGGCCACGACUACGCCUGCAGAGUUUGCAACCGCCGCCGUCGGUAUAAAGCCCCGAAGGGCCCAACAGCAGCAGCCGCCGCCGCAGACGCGGACAUGCCGACCCGACCCGGACUGCUUCGACCCCAUCCCCGGAACCGGGACCCUUGCGCCCGUUUGGGGGGGUGGCCACGACCCUGCGGCGCUGGAAGGUGCCGACGACGAGGUGGUCAUGGAGGAGGGAGUCGUCGCUCACCCGCCGCAGAGCGAGAGACUGACUCUCGCCGACCAGUGCGAGCCGAUGGUUCGCAGAUGGACGAGGCUCGAACCCCUGCCGAGCGAAGACGGCGACCUCCUCGAUUACGAGAGGGAGGAACAGUUCGUCGUGUUGUUGGCUGCACGACCCACGGCCCCGCAGGCAGGUGCCGAAGCGGCCGUUCGCGUGCGGGACGAACAGUUCGCGGCUCUGGCGAGGCGGACGGCUGAAGAGGAUCUUAGCAACGCGGUGGAGGAGGCGCUGACACUCGCCAAUUGGGCCAGCGGCGAGCUUCUUGCCCUGAGCGAGCUGACCGGGUGCCUUGCUGGCAUGCCUUCCGAGGAUUUGGACCCGAGUGAACGGACGAAGGCCACCAAGAACUUGGCCGCCCAAAUCGUGGCGCUGCUGCAGAAAGGUCCCACGACACGAUCACACAUCAGCUCGUGCUUUUCCAUCAACAGACGCCGCACGUCCACCAUAUUGUCCGUCCUCAAGGGCGUGGGACUAAUCGAAGAGGUCCGGCUCCCGAGUUCGAAGGAAAAGCUCAUCGUUCUCAACCAGAAGCAGAUGGCCAUCUGUAGCGACUUGCCAAAGUAUGUAACGAUGCUGCACCAGCUCAAGGUCAUGCGCGUGCGGCUGCUGCUCCACCUUCGUUCCCUUGAUGGGGAGACCUCGCCUUCCGACGAUAUUCCGCCCGCGCGCCCGUCCCAGUACGACAACCCCAUCGAGAUACUCGAUCUCCCAUACUCGGCGGCGGCGCACGCGACACGGCCGCGCUCACCGGUCGAUACCGCGAUGACGCUCGAGCCAACCCUUCCCAGAGCGUCGCCGCCGCAGCAGCCCACGGAUAUUGACGCCGCCGCUGCUGGCGCUGGUGCCGCAUCGGCGGUCGUCGACGAGUUCGAAGGGGAACAGGGCGAUGCCCUGGGCUCCUACGUCUCUUUCCUGCUCGGGGCGAUGCAAGUGCAGCCGGAGGCCCCGCAGCCUCGAGUCGCAGGGUGCGACGAAGUCGUCACGCGUGAGCCCCUCGACAUAGAAUACGCCAUCGCUGCGAUCUACGACGACCUGCUCGACCAACAGCAGCCCAACCACCCUCCCUGGCUAUCGAAUCAAGGGAACGCCAACCCCUACGCCAACGACUUGGAUCUGAACGAGGGCGAUUUCGCCUACAUCAGUCACCUCAGCCACAACGACGCAGCGCGCGUGCUGGACUUGAACGAGUACGACGACGGCUACGAUGUCGAAGGCGACGAUGACAUGCCACCGGCGAGCGCCUACGAUCGCGGAGCCGCGGCUCAACCGAUGCACAGGCUCGGUGCCGACGCAUCCGCUGGCGGGGCGUGGCCGGUCGGGAACACGGGCGAGCUGGACCAGCUGUUCUGCGAGGAGCAGAUGACCCUGUUGACCACCGAGACCUUCGAGGACGUACUCCUGCCCGACGAAGAGAGCCCCCAGUUCGACUGA